AUGCCGCAGGGGGAGGGUUCUCACGCCGCACGGGGCGGAGCCCUAGGACUCGGGGCGGGACGUGAAACCGAGGCGGGUGGGUCCUCUGAGCUGGUGCCAGUGGAAGGCGGAGCUCCGAGGCUAGGGGCGGGGCUGGGGCUAGUGGGGGGCGGAGCCUGGCUCUUGGAGGAGGAACUGGAACAGGAGGAAGGCGGAGCCUCGGGUUUGGGGACCGAAGGUGCCGGAGCCCAGGCGGUGGGGUCGGGGCUUCAGCCGGUAAGUGGCGUGGCUACAGGUCAGGAAAAGAGGUCUAGUUCUGUCGAGGGCGGGGCUCCAGGGCCGGGGGCGGAACCACGCCCCCUAAAAGGCGGGGCCAAGGAGCCCAGUGAAGGGGUAGGUCCAGGUAAUGGCCCGGGGCGUCCACGCGGGGGCGGUCUCCGUGGCGGCCGGGCCUGGGGUCGCAGUAGGCCGAGAACUCCCCCGGGAGAGGUGGUGUGGGUGGAGCGGGCUCGGCGGUCACCCGACGCGGGGCCUGUCUGGGUGCCCCGCAGACCCCCGAGGGCUCAGAGUUGGGGCGGCGCCCCGGGCGGAGGCGCAGGGCCGGCCUGGGGGGUAUCCCUGGCGGAUCGGGGCUCCCCGGAGCCAUCCAGCGGCGAUGUGUGGGUGCCUCGGGGUCGGCCCCCUGCAGCGGCCGCAGAGAUGUGGGUGUGCUGGGCGGGGGGCAACUGCGUGUGGCGUGAGUGGGGUCCCCCAGGCGAGGCAACUGCUGUGCAGCCAGAUAGGGUCUGGACUUUGCGUAAAGGGACGGGUGGAAAUUAA
This is a messenger RNA of Diceros bicornis minor, 798 nucleotides long. RefSeq lists its product as uncharacterized. Bases 1 to 798 code for a protein of 265 amino acids. The transcript has a single exon. Lineage: Eukaryota; Metazoa; Chordata; Mammalia; Perissodactyla; Rhinocerotidae. The record is from RefSeq and is a predicted model, not a curated record.